Molecule: messenger RNA, 1441 nt
Organism: Hevea brasiliensis (rubber tree)
Lineage: Eukaryota; Viridiplantae; Streptophyta; Magnoliopsida; Malpighiales; Euphorbiaceae
Exons: 1
Coding region: 159-1079 (306 amino acids)
Source: RefSeq, a predicted model, not a curated record
AAUCAUGGUCGUUCUAUAUAAUAUCUCCCUUGUAAUUAGUGUGUAUCUAUCGUCGUUAAAGAGGAAGGACAAGCUAAAAGAUAGAGAGAAAUAGAGGGUAGAGGGGUGAGGGGUAGAGGCAGAGAUACUCUGGGUUUUAGAGAGAGGAAAACUGCAAAAUGGACCGUAGGGGAGGUUGCUGCAUAGCGAGGUAUGGUGGGGGUGCUUAUGAUAUGUCGAAAGUUGAUCGGAUAAUGCUGAGAUUCCGGCCGAUUGCCCCCAAACCGGCCAACGCCGGUUCAUCCUCUUGUUGGUCAUGUCCGGAGAUGAGUGAGGUUAGUUACAGGUCCGGCAGAGGAAAGAGAAGAUUUAACGCCACAAACGGGAAUAACAGUAAGAGGUGUAAUAAUGGUGGCAAUAUUAGGAAAAGAAAAGGUUUGAUAGAAGAGAAGGUAGACGCAGCGGUGACUCUGCCUCUCUUGCCAGAGACUCCCGAUCGAAAGGAUACUCCUGGAAGGGAAUCGGCGCUGGACUUGCUUUCACUAAAACAAACAAGGACCGUUCCCACAUGGCUUGGUUUUGGUAGCAAUGAGAAGUGUCAUGAUCGGAUGGUAAUAUCCACACGUUUUGGCAUGCCAGGUUAUCAGUCUGUGCUGACGCCUCAGGUGAUGAGGGUGUUGAUUGGGUCAUGCGUAACAGUGGAAUGUAUUACGGACACGUGGGUGGACUUGGAUGGACUGGGGUGUACGGACGAGGAGAGGAAGAUGAAUCUGGAGAGGGACACGUGUCCAGGGAUGAUAUCCGACGGUUUUGGAAGGGUAACGUGGACGAACGAGGCAUACAGGACGAUGGCAGGCGGCGGAGAAAACGGAAGAGGAGAGGUGGUGGUGUGGCUAGUGAUUAAGGAAAAAUCGCCGGUGACGGCGGCUCUAGGGAGCAAGCGAGCAUUCACGUGCAGGGUAAGGGUGCAGAACCAGAAGACGAGUGGAAAUGAGAAGGAAAGAAGCUCGAUCACCGUACCAUGUGACGUGUGGAGAAUGGAGGGUGGUGGUUUUGCAUGGAGAUUAGACGUAAAGGCUGCUCUCUCUUUGGGCCGGUGAAAAUAACAGUAACGGGAAAAGAGGCAGAAGUCCCAAAGCCAUCUAAAAAUCAAAGAAGUUUAUGGUUUUGGUGGGUAUGGUUAUGGAAUAUUACCAUAUUAAUCUGAGUUUAACACUAAAGUUGCGAAUUAUCUUUUUUGGUGCAAAAAUUGUGAAUAUUUUUGUUUCCUUCUUGAAGCUUGGUUUUUGAACUUUUCACUACUGUCCAUUGAUCACGUUCCUCUAUCUCUAUGUGGGUGUGGGUGUGGGUGUGGGUGUGGGUUUUCGACGCCGUUCAGUUAUGUAAAGUUUGUUAACAGAGAUUAUAUAAGCAAGAACUCUUUAGUGUAAUGAUGUUUAAUAUAAAUGGUUGCUUUUAUUCC